This is a messenger RNA of Colletotrichum orchidophilum, 870 nucleotides long. RefSeq lists its product as uncharacterized. The transcript has 2 exons. The coding region runs from base 1 to 870 and encodes 289 amino acids. Lineage: Eukaryota; Fungi; Ascomycota; Sordariomycetes; Glomerellales; Glomerellaceae. The record is from RefSeq and is a predicted model, not a curated record.
AUGGUAUGUGUGCGCGAACUAGAGAAGCAGCCCGUCGAAAAGGUCAUGGAAGCGGUCAGAGUCUGCACAGCAUUCACCGGGCAUUUAUAUGAGCACGAAACCAGAUUGAUUUCUGUAGCGGCGUCUCUCAGGACAUCGCUGAGCGACAACGUAAGAGAUAUGUUCCCGAGGGAGCAUAAUCCAGAGGACCGUUCAAUCAACCGAGAACUCACCAUUCGUAACCUCGUUCUUUACAACAAGUGCAGAGUCUACUGGACAGAUCGCCUAGACAGGCACCUUGACUACCGCGUCAGCCGUGGCAAGAAAGUGAUUUUAGUCUUCCAACACAAAAUCUGGCUUUCAGCCCACUUGGGUCAAGACAAACACUGCGUUAUUCCGCAGGAUAUUAUAGGCGAAGCUCUUGAUAGUCUCAAUCUCUUGUUCCCGCAGAACAAUACCGACACUGAAAAGUUUCUGAGGAAGCGAGGCCAAAGAUUCUACAGCUUGGGGUAUUGUGGCCGAGAUCGAAGGCUGAGCCUCGCCGACUACCCUCACUGGGGUCAUAAAAUUGAGAAGCUCAUAGACGUCUUCGAAGGUCCACGAAGCGGAAUCUGGCGAUUUCUCCCCCGACAUGACAGAUUCGAUUUGAUGGAGUCGGCCAAUUUCUGGAUUGCGACAGCGGCCGCCUUGCUCGCAUUCGUGGGCUUCAUACUCGGACUCAUGUCUAUAGUAUACGCGAAGUGGUCAUACGACGUCGGUGUCAAGUCUAUGGUUAUAUCAGAAGAGUCGCUGGAGUUGACAAGACUCCAAUAUCAGCUCUCACUGGCUCAGGCAUGUUCUGACCCAAAUGAAGCUAGGCUGUUGCCGGACUUCUGUUCUGCGGAGGAGUGA